Homalodisca vitripennis (glassy-winged sharpshooter) is the source of this 1410-nucleotide messenger RNA. Its product is annotated as ras suppressor protein 1-like. The record is from RefSeq and is a predicted model, not a curated record. Bases 67 to 255 code for a protein of 62 amino acids. The transcript is spliced from 2 exons. Lineage: Eukaryota; Metazoa; Arthropoda; Insecta; Hemiptera; Cicadellidae.
AAAUGAUAUUAACAGUGAACAAUUGCAGGUAACCUUGACCUUGUGGGGAACAAGUCAGUGGUGAAGAUGGACUUCAACCCAUGGGUGACUCCAAUAGCUGAUCAACUCCAAGUGGGCAUCAGCCAUGUCAUGGAUUACAUACGUUCUGAAACAUACAAAUAUGUGUACAGCCGCCAUGUAGCAGCAAGGGGUCCACCUCCACCAAAACUGAACGACAAAACUCAAAAGAUUUCCCGCCAGCGUCAGAAGAGCUAAAGAACCAACUCUCAUGAUCUCUCUGAAGUUUUAACCUUUCUACUAAUAAGUCAGACUCGCUCCAAACUAAAUAGAUUUGAUUUUAUUGUCCUCCAGAUUUUCUCGGGUUUCAGUUAGUUCUUUGUUCCUUGUUUGAUUUAGAAACACAUAGGAAUUUAAGAGAUUAACCUGGAUUUGUGUCAAAAAUUUACAUAACAAGCAUGAAAUGCCUGAGGGUAUAAACACAAAACUGAGCACUAAACAGUUUUAUUUGCCUAAUAACAACACUUGUAAGUUUUCCAUACAACAGGCGGGAAGAGCUAAGUCUUCAGAGUCCAUUUUGUAAUUAUAAAACACAAUUGGAAAAAUUACAAAAAUAUCAAAUUGCACACAAACAUAUUAUAACACAGUCUAAAAGGAGAAUAAUACUGUUGGUUAAUAAAUAUCACACUUCUAUGAGACGGGAUAUAGAAGAAGAUAUAUACUCACAUAACAAACAUCAUAUGUUUCUGGGAAACCAAGCAAUCCAAACAUAGGAUUCCACUUGACUGGAAGGUAUUAGUUUUUUGUGUCCAUCUACCAGUAUGAUGUUAGCUAAGGGUUAAUCAUAGCUAAAUGUAAAUUUCAAAAUUCUGUUCUCAAUAAAAUACUUGGGAAUUCCUGGAAAUCAGUUAUGAGAAAAAGUUAUUAACUUCAUAAAUUGUAAAUAAUUAUAAUAUUUUAAAUUGUACUCUAUAUGUUAUAGUAAAAAACAUUUUAUAAAGAAAUCAUUUAAAGUAAAACUAAUAAAUUGGUUGUCAUACUGCUUUGUUUGUUUUAAUAUUGGUAACUGGUAUAUAAGUAACUGCAAAACUAGAAUACGUACGAUUUACUACCACUUUUAAUGUUUUAGUACUGAACACAUUGUAUUUAUCAUAUACUUCCAUUAUGUUAUGCUUUAAUGUCUUUUUUCUAAUACACUAAUUAAUUGUUAUUGAAAAUAAUAAAUAAUGAUGUUCUAAAUAAACAAAUUAAACCUAAAGUGCAUUAUUUACAACCACUAAAAUAAGAACAUUAUGAUUACUGUACUUAAAAAUAGCUAAACUACUGCCUUAUUAGUAUUAGUUACCUUUGUUACUGGCAUGCAAGUAAUUUAAUUUAUUACUAAUAUGUUUGAAAUAAAAUUGUUUGCUAUUA